ACCGGCAUCCUCCGGCCGGUGGUUUCCGGUCGCCCGCCCGCCGCGCUGCUACUUUGUUCCGUCCUGCCGGUGGCUGUGAGGUCCCUCGUUAAGCUGGUGCUCGGCUGUCCUGGCCAGCUGUGGCCCUGCGGGCUGGUUCGGCAUUCCCAUUCACACUCCUUAAGGUUUUGGUAGUGCACUGACACCUUUACUUUGUUCUUGAAGUCCAUAUUGGGGAAAAGGAGGAGCAGCCAAGAAAAUCAUGGACCCCAGCUUGCUGAGGGAGCGGGAGCUGUUUAAAAAGCGAGCCCUCUCCACGCCGGCCGUAGAGAAACGCCCAGCACUCUCCUCGGACUCCUCCGCUUCCAAGAAGAAGAAGGCCAGGGUAGAACAAGGGGGCUCCUCCAGCUCAAAACAAAACACAGAUCACAGCAAUGGAUCAUUUAACUUGAAAGCCCUUUCAGGAGGCUCUGGCUACAAGUUUGGAGUCCUUGCUAAAAUAGUGAACUAUAUGAAGACCCGGCACCAGCGUGGUGAUACACAUCCCUUAACCCUGGAAGAGAUACUGGAUGAAACACAGCACUUAGACAUUGGGCUCAAACAGAAACAAUGGUUAAUGAGCGAGGCUCUAGUCAACAAUCCAAAAAUAGAAGUUGUGGAUGGGAAGUACGCUUUCAAACCCAAGUACAACUUGAAAGACAAAAAGGCUCUGCUCAGGCUCUUGGACAAGCAUGACCAGCGAGGGCUGGGAGGAAUCCUUCUGGAAGACAUUGAGGAAGGGCUGCCCAAUGCACAGAAAGCCAUAAAGGCUUUAGGGGACCAGAUCAUCUUUGUUAAUCGCCCUGAUAAGAAGAAAAUUCUUUUCUACAAUGACAAGAGCUGUCACUUUGCUGUGGACGAAGAAUUCCAGAAGCUGUGGAGGAGCAUUCCCGUGGAUUCUAUGGAUGAGGAGAAGAUAGAGGAGUAUCUGAAACGACAGGGUAUUUCUUCCAUGCAAGAAACCGGACCAAAGAAAAUAGCCCCCAUUCAGAGGAGGAAGAAACCUGCUUCUCAGAAGAAACGCCGGUUUAAGACUCACAAUGACCACUUGGUUGGAGUAUUAAAAGAUUACUCUGAUGUGGUUCCUGGCAAGCAGUGAGCGGUUGAGUUGAGGAGCAAACGCGCGUUUCUAGACAGGCUCGCUGCUGCUGGGGCUCGGUGUCUGCUCGCAGAAGGACUGACUGUAUAUAAUAAUGUGAUGUGUUUCCCCCACCCCAGCAACUGCCGAGGUGAAACAGGUCAGUUUAAGAGCAAGUGUGAGCUACUAAAUUUAGAGCUUAAUUUAAUUAGCUAAUGGGAAACGUUUCUUGGAGUAAGAGGUUCUCACUAGUUGCCUGUUGGCAUAGGGUGAUAAAUGGUGCUCAGCAUGUAAUGCAGGAAUUCCUGCUCAGUGCUUAACUCUGCUUUUACAUUGCUUAAUGGGUAUUUACCUGGAAUUACUUACAAGGGGCUUUCUAGUGGGAUUGAAUUCAGCAUUUGUUUUACCUGUUUCAGGAAAACCUUUUCCUAAAAUCACUGCAGGCAAAGUUUCUUUCACAAAUACACCCCCGGUUUAUAAGCUUCUUCCUUGCCAUGGGACUGAGCUUUACUGAAAGGCGGUGAUAUCUGAGACUCAAACUCAGAAAACCCCCUCUCCCUAAAAUCCCAGCAGGCUGUGGGAUGGGAUGCAGCCAGAGCCUUCCUAAUGUUAAUUAGGAAUUGCCCUUGGCCAUGUCUCCUCACUGUUGUGGGUACAGUGUGUUGCACGUUCUGCUCUGUGCACAGGAGGGAAAUAAAACGACGGUGUAAUAGUGUUUUGGUUUUUUUUUUCCUUUUAAGUAAUAAAUUUUCAAUGCAGGUU
Parus major (Great Tit) is the source of this 1858-nucleotide messenger RNA. It is a transcript of the gene GTF2E2, whose product is annotated as general transcription factor IIE subunit 2. The coding region runs from base 242 to 1117 and encodes 291 amino acids. The record is from RefSeq and is a predicted model, not a curated record. Lineage: Eukaryota; Metazoa; Chordata; Aves; Passeriformes; Paridae. Gene Ontology annotation, cellular component: transcription factor TFIIE complex. Gene Ontology annotation, biological process: transcription initiation at RNA polymerase II promoter. The transcript has 8 exons.